GGGUCGUGCGAUCGAACGAUUACAGCGCUGCGUUAUACCACUCGCUGUAACCACUCGCGCAGUAUUAUAGUGCACUUCUAGCGUGAUACUUGCAAAAAUAGUUGUCCUCUUCGACUUACGAGAAAAGAGUUAAUUACCAAUGACGAUGGAGAUUCAAAUCUUGACCGCCAAGUCAUCGAAAUACCUGGCAAAUUUACCAGUAAAACCUUCUACCACCAUAAGAGAAAUUAAAGAAGAAUUAUUCAAGACAAUGAAAGCACCGUAUGUUCAGAGACAAAGCUUACGGCUAGAUCCUAAAGGAAAGCCUUUAUCUGAUUCGGAUACCUUAACAAGUUUAUCCAUUUUCGAUGGUGGAAAAUUAUACUUCAAAGACCUUGGGCCUCAAAUCAGUUGGAAAACUGUAUUCCUUGUGGAAUAUGCUGGUCCAUUGGUCUUGUAUUUAUGGAUAUAUCAACGCCCAUGGAUUUUUUAUGGCAAUGUCGAGACAUCCAAGAUCGAAUCAGUUGUUCAUGUGGCAGCUAUUUGUUGGUCGGUGCAUUACGCGAAACGGCUCUUAGAAACAUUGUUCGUGCAUCGGUUUAGCCAUGCGACAAUGCCACUGCGUAACCUUUUUAAAAAUUGUUCGUACUACUGGCUGUUCGCUAUGUAUGUUGCAUAUCAUAUAAACCAUCCAUUGUAUACAGCGCCAAGCAAACUUAACUUUUCUAUCGGUCUAACAAUGUUUACGCUUUGUGAACUGGGUAACCUGAGCAUUCAUUUAGCUCUGAGGAGCCUAAGACCAGCGGGAACUACAGUAAGAAAAAUACCUGUAGCCACUAAUAAUCCUUUCACCGCACUCUUCAAUUUUGUCUCGUGUCCAAAUUAUACCUACGAAAUUGGUAGUUGGAUUGGGUUCUCAAUCAUGACUUUGUGUCUUCCAGCUGCUGUGUUUACUCUUGCGGGUGCAUAUCAAAUGACUCUCUGGGCAUUAGGAAAACAUAAAGCGUAUAAGAAGGAAUUUUCCCAAUAUCCAAAAUGUCGGAAAGCUGUUUUUCCAUUUAUUCUGUAAAUGUCUCCAACUAGUACGAUACUAGCAAAAAUACGAUACUAUCGUAUUUCUCAAUUUCUUUUUGUUACCAAUAAUUUUAUUCUUUGAAUAAACUACCAUCCGAGUUUUACAGUA
This is a messenger RNA of Hylaeus anthracinus, 1162 nucleotides long. RefSeq names its product very-long-chain enoyl-CoA reductase (gene Sc2). Lineage: Eukaryota; Metazoa; Arthropoda; Insecta; Hymenoptera; Colletidae. The transcript has 5 exons. Gene Ontology annotation, biological process: very long-chain fatty acid biosynthetic process. The coding region runs from base 140 to 1048 and encodes 302 amino acids. The record is from RefSeq and is a predicted model, not a curated record. Gene Ontology annotation, molecular function: oxidoreductase activity, acting on the CH-CH group of donors; protein binding.